AUGUCGCUUGAUAUCCUCUCUGGCAAGUUCUUGUUCUCUUCGUGCGCCGCCGCAAAGCCUCCGAGCAAGAAAAUGGUCACGUUUCUCGUUGCUGGUGCUUCGCCGUCGACGCCGUCGAGGUCAACGUCAUCCAAUGCCCCUUCUCUUCGGCCGCGGCGCGUACGGACCGUGCCAUCGAGCCCCACCAAGCAGACCCCCCGACCUGCCGUCAGCAGCACCAGCGGCACCGCGAAGAGGCGGGUGCGGAGGAGGAAGGCCGAGGAAGAAGAGAAAGGCUUAGGUGGUGGCGGAGGAGGGGGCGAAUGCGUGCCGUCGAUGGAGGAGGCAUCCAUUAGCGUGGCGACGCUGUACCAGAACGGCGAUCCGCUGGGGCGGAACGAGCUCGGCCGGUGCGUGGUGGAGUGGCUCAGGCAGGGCAUGCGAUCCAUGGCGUCCAAGCUCGCCGCGGCCGAAAUGUCAGGCGACCUUGUUCCCACGGCAUUGGCUCUGGAGUGGGCGUCGGCGGAAGGCAGGCUUGGGUUCGUCAUCCAGGCGCAGCCUUACCUCUCGGCCGCGCCCAUGCCCCAGGGUCUGGAGGCGCUCUGCCUCAAGGCCUGCACGCACUACCCCACCCUGUUCGACCAUUUCCAGCGUGAGCUCUGUGAUGUUCUGUUGAGUUACCAGAACCAGGGGCUCAUCUCGGACUUGCGAGUCACGCAGUCAUGGAGGAUUUUGGAAGAAAUGGCCAAUUCUUCAGAGCACCAGGCUGCAGUGCGAAUGACAUCUCCACGGCCUAAGGCCGUGCACAGCAGCAUCGGUAUAACCCUUAAAAAAGUGAGGCUGAUGCAGGCCAGAAUUGAAGAAUUUGUUAGACAUAUGUCAGAUCUUCUUCGGAUUGAGCGGGAUGUGGAGCUGGAGUUUACACAGGAGGAGCUGAAUGCCACUCCAAUGCUAGAUGAUGAUUCCAAGCCACCCAAGCCUGUCGAGUAUCUGGUGAGCCAUGCGCAGGCUCAGCAGGAGCAAUGCGACACCAUUUGCAACUUGAAUGUGAUCAGCAGCUCCACUGGGUUGGGAGGCCUGCAUUUGGUUCUAUUCAGAGUUGAAGGUGGGCAUAAGCUGCCUCCAACUACAUUGUCUCCUGGAGACAUGGUUUGUGUGAGAACAUGUAACAGCCGUGGUGAGGGCGCCACUUCUUGCAAGCAAGGCUUUGUUUAUAAUCUUGGGGAAGACGGUUGCAGCAUAACUGUAGCUCUGGAAUCACGCCAUGGUGAUGCUACCUUCUCUAGGCUAUUUGGGAAAAGUGUGCGAAUUGACCGAAUUCAGGGAUUGGCUGAUUCUCUUAGAUAUAAGAGGAACCUUGAAGCGUUAAUGCUUCUUCAAAGGAAUGGUUUACAGAAAGACAAUGCCUCCAUUGGCGUUGUGGCAACACUAUUUGGGGACAGUAAAGACGUGGUGAAGAUGGCGAAGAAUAACCUGACUGAUUGGGAUGAAUCAAGUGGACCUGAUCUGAGUCUAUCAGAGAGGUAUGCAUUUGAUGCCUCCCAGUUAAGGGCUCUGAAAUUAGGCUUGAACAAAAAGAGGCCCAUUCUAAUAAUCCAAGGGCCUCCUGGCACUGGAAAGACAGUGUUGCUCACUGAGCUGAUUGUGCGUGCUGUCAAGCAGGGCGAGCGUGUACUUGUGACAGCUCCAAGCAAUGCGGCAGUCGAUAACAUGGUUGAAAGUUUGUCGAGUACUGGAUUGAACAUUGUUCGAGUUGGGAACCCUGUUCGACUAUCACCCUCUGUUGCCUCAAAGUCCUUGGGAGAGAUUGUGAAUUGCAGACUUCGACAAUUCAGGAAGGAGCUUGAGAGAAAGAGAACAGAUUUAAGAAAGGACCUGAGGCAGUGCAUAGAAGAUGAUUCUUUAGCUGCUGGCAUUCGCCAACUUCUGAAGCAACUCGGAAAGGAUCUAGAAAAUAAAGAAAAGGAAACAAUCAGAGAAGUGCUCUCUGAUGCACAGGUUGUGCUAUCGACUAAUACAGGGGCAGCUGAUCCACUCGUCAGGAGAACUGGUUCCUUUGAUGUAGUAAUUAUAGAUGAAGCUGGGCAAGCGAUUGAACCAGCCUGCUGGAUACCUAUAUUGCAGGGGAAACGCUGUAUUCUUGCCGGCGACCACUGCCAGCUUGCACCCGUUAUACUAUCGAAGAAGGCCUUGGACGGUGGGCUUGGUAAAUCUUUAUUGGAAACAGCUUCAUCAUUGCAUGAUGGAUUACUUACUACAAGACUUACUGUCCAGUACAGAAUGCACGAUUCAGUAGCCAUGUGGGCAUCUAAAGAGAUGUACCAUGGAUUGCUCAAAUCCUCUGGUUUGGUUGCUUCACAUCUUCUUGCCGACUCUCCAGUUGUCAAGGCUACUUGGAUAACACGGUGCCCACUGCUCUUACUUGACACCCGGAUGCCAAAUGGAGCCCUAAACAUUGGUUGCAAGGAGCACUUAGAUCCUGCAGGCACAGGCUCGUUUUAUAAUGAAGGAGAAGCAGAUAUAGUCACACAGCAAGUUCUUAAUCUAGUACUCUGUGGAGUGUCUCCAACUGCAAUUGCUGUUCAGUCACCCUACAUUGCUCAAGUGCAAUUGUUAAGAGAGAAGCUAGAAGAAUAUCCUGGGCUUUCUGCUGUUGAGGUUUCAACCAUAGAUAGCUUUCAGGGGAGGGAGGCAGAUGCAGUGAUCAUAUCAAUGGUUCGCUCGAAUCCACUAGGAGCUGUAGGGUUUCUGGGCGACAGCAGGCGCAUCAAUGUGGCUAUUACGAGAGCACGGAAGCACGUUACUGUGGUUUGUGAUACCUCCACUAUUUGUCACAGCACCUUCCUUGCCAGGCUCCUUCGCCAUAUCAGGCGGUAUGGCCAAGUAAAACACGUUGCCCCUGGUUCCUUGGAUGGGGUUUCUGGCCUCGGCUUCAGUCAACCUACUCUCCCCUCUAUCAGUUAA
This is a messenger RNA of Miscanthus lutarioriparius, 2943 nucleotides long. The record is from the annotation of a GenBank genome assembly. NCBI's taxonomy places the organism in Eukaryota, Viridiplantae, Streptophyta, Magnoliopsida, Poales, Poaceae.